Molecule: messenger RNA, 1685 nt
Organism: Lates calcarifer (barramundi perch)
Lineage: Eukaryota; Metazoa; Chordata; Actinopteri; Centropomidae
Product: C-type lectin domain family 4 member M
Exons: 6
Coding region: 89-898 (269 amino acids)
Source: RefSeq, a predicted model, not a curated record
GAUACAUGCACAAAUAGAGAACACCAGCUUCUUUUAAGACAGUAUCACACUCAGGACAAAAACUGAAACAUCAGUGCACCUGAACAUCAUGGAUCAACGGUUGGAUAUCUAUGUCGAUGCUGAGACAUCUUCCAGUAAAUACAGCAACAGGACAAGGCAGAUGAAAAGUUCCGAAAAUAUCUAUGAAAAUGCAUUGAUCUACACUCUGGAGCCCCACAGCACUGGACCUGCGUUCUCAGGUGCUGACAGUGUGAAGAAGAGUUCCUGCAGAGCUGCUGUGCUGUUUCUGGGUCUGCUGUGUCUUCUCCUCCUGGCUGGACUCAUAACUCUGGGCUCCCUCUACACCAAAAAGGAUAUGAAGAUGGCCCUCUUGCAGACCAGUUACAACAAUCUGACCAAUGAAAGAGACCAGUUGCAGACCAGUUACAACAAUCUGACCAAUGAAAGAGACCAGUUGCAGAUCAGUCUUUACAACCUGCAUGGAGUUCUAAAUCAGUUGCAGUCCAGAUACGACACCCUGGCUAGAGAGAAAGACCAGCUACAAAAGAGACUUGAGUCCAUGACCAAAGACAGAAAUGAUCUCCAGAGAGGGUGUCAAGGAUGGGUGUAUUUCGGUGGUAGUGUUUACAACAGUGAAGAAGAACAGAAAUUCUCAAGCCAGUGGAAGGAUAAUAUAUGGAUUGGACUCACUGACAGAGAGACGGAGGGGACGUGGAAAUGGGUUGAUGGGACACCUCUGACAACAAGCUACUGGGCAAGCAAUGAGCCUAACGGCCAUACAAUCUUACGCGACGAAGACUGUGGAGAAGUGAUGCUCCAUGAAAUAAAAGACAACUGGAAUGAUAAAGCAUGCGACGAUCCAAACUUUUGGAUCUGUGAAAAGAAAUUACCUCUGUAACUCAGCCAGGACAAUUCCAGUUUUUAACAGUGCCAGUGAAACUAGCUCAGCUAAAAUUGAAAACGCCUUUUUUCUGUCUGUUUUGGCCUCACAUACACACUAAGCCCAGAUUUUUAAAUGAUGAAUGCCUGCUCAGACACACUCAGUGAAGUUCAAAGGACAACCUCCAUCUAUCGCCUGAUUUCACACCAUAUCAACACAGUAAUCACAUCCUCCUAAUGCUACUGUACGAAACUGUUCUCCUAAUGUUAACAGUUUAAAUGUUGAGUUAGUGUUCACUGAGGUUGUCACGGCAUACCAUGCUAUGGAUGAUGAGGGCAUUUGAAUGCACCUCCAAAACCAAAAAAAGCAACUUAGCAUCCUUAACAAUAUAGGUCAUCAAAAACUUUUGCCAACCACAGCCUCCACACGUCCGACAUUGUUUGGACUGACUACCCCCUGGUGGCAUGUCCAAAUCAUGCAACCAAAUGGUGAUGUAAGAAAAACUAAAGGGCUGCAACAGAGUCUGUAUCUGGUCCGUCAGUCAAGCAUCUAUUGUGUAUGUGGUUAUUCCAGUAUUGUGUGAUUGUUUUUAAUUGACUGAACUUUUGCAACUAGUGCCUACAAUUAGAGAACAUGGGGGUUGGGGGCUUAUUUGUAAAGAACUGUAAAAUAUGAGUCUCUUUUUGAUAGCUGUAAAGAAAUUAUUUACAUUUUAAUGGUUACAUCCUUUUUCUCAUCAACUCUUUUCUAUGAUAUUGGGCAGAUCUAACAGCAGCCAUUAUACAUUAAACAUUUACUAAGCUGA